CUUCUCUUCUUCCUUUGCUGUGAGUACUCAUAACAAUGAAAAUGGUUAAGUUAGUAGUUUGCAUUGUGCUGGUGGUGCUUGGCAUCGGAGCUCGAUGCUCAACCGUAGCCGCCACGGACUGUAACCCGAUCCAACUGAGCCCGUGUGCCACCGCAAUCUUAUCGUCCACCACCCCUUCGGAAACUUGUUGUGGGAAGAUCAAGGAGCAGAGGUCUUGCCUUUGCAACUACAUCAACAACCCAAGGCUGCAGAAGUUCAUCAACACUCCAAAUGCUAGAAAGGUUGCUGCUACCUGUGGCACCCCUUUUCCCAUUUGUUAAUUGAUCAAGAAAAUUUCACACACUUGUGUGUGUGUUUAGUGUGUGUGUUUUUAAGGUUAUCAUUCAUUUUUAGUAUUUGGGAUGGUACUAUGCAGGGGGGAUCAAUGGUAAUGCUUUAAGGUCAAUGGUACUAUGUAACUUGCACUUGUUCAAUUCAAUGAUUUAGAAGGAAAA
Messenger RNA from Cynara cardunculus var. scolymus (artichoke), 494 nucleotides. Its product is annotated as non-specific lipid-transfer protein 2-like. The record is from RefSeq and is a predicted model, not a curated record. Bases 36 to 320 code for a protein of 94 amino acids. Gene Ontology annotation, biological process: lipid transport. Lineage: Eukaryota; Viridiplantae; Streptophyta; Magnoliopsida; Asterales; Asteraceae. The transcript has a single exon.